Messenger RNA from Arachis stenosperma, 480 nucleotides. RefSeq lists its product as uncharacterized. NCBI's taxonomy places the organism in Eukaryota, Viridiplantae, Streptophyta, Magnoliopsida, Fabales, Fabaceae. The record is from RefSeq and is a predicted model, not a curated record. Bases 1 to 480 code for a protein of 159 amino acids. The transcript is spliced from 2 exons.
AUGCGCGACAGGCCGACAGCUUCCCUCUCCAAAUCCCAGAUCGAAGCCUUCCUUAGUUCCGCCAAAUCCCACCGCCGAACAGAGGAGAACCCCACCGCCGGUGCACGACCCAGCCUCCAGCCCUCCACCCAGCAGCGUUUGCUGGAGUCACUUCUGACCACGCCACCUGCGACCUCGCCGCCUCCAGUCCACCCAGCAGCGUUUCUGGAGCCACCCCCAACCUCGCCACGUCCGACCUCACCGCCUCAGUCCACCCAUCAGCGUUUCUGGAGCCCACCCACGACCUCGCCACGUCCGACCUCGCCGCCUCAAGUCCACCCAGCAGCGGCUCUGGAGCCCACCCACCCAGCCACCGAUUGUUCGAUUCAAGUUCAUAUGGAGCCCGAGCCAUCUAUUCAGUUAUUCAGUGCUGGUUCUGUGCUUAAUGAUUUAAACUUCAGCUGCUUGUUUAUUGCUGGUUCUGUGCUUGUUUAUUGUUGA